Mesorhabditis spiculigera is the source of this 1356-nucleotide messenger RNA. The record is from the annotation of a GenBank genome assembly. Lineage: Eukaryota; Metazoa; Nematoda; Chromadorea; Rhabditida; Rhabditidae.
AUGCAAUGGAUCGUAUACCGUACCCUCCACCCCAGCAUUGGAGCCCAAAUAGCUGAUUUUCCAAAUCGCAACGAAACUCCAAUCUUCUCUGACGAGCGGCAAAUCAAGCGGGCUGCAAUGGGUAAACUCUACGGACCGGCCGGGAGCUUCCGCACCAAAAAGGUGCUUGUGGCGGCUAAGUUCGCCAAGAAGAACGUCGAGCUGGCUGGAGAUGUGCCGCCAGCUGACGUUUCUCCCCUGGGCUUGACCCCGGCUUAUUCGGACGGAGCUGAUCAUCUGUUCGGUGCUGACGCGAUCUCACUUCACUUAGUAGCCGGUGUUCUGGGAUGCCCCAAAAGCUGCGGUGCAGUUCUUCAAUGGGUGCAAUGGGGAGAGGCGAAUUUGCUGCCAAACAUCCUCGGAUACGUGCUGCCAAAGGUGUCGAAGACCGAAUUUGAUGAGGAGGUCGUCGCCAUCUACAAGAAGGAGCUGCUCAGCCAAUUAUCCGGACUGAACGAGAUCCUGGAGAAGAAAACGUACUUGGUUGGAGAGCGUAUCUCCCUUGCUGAUAUUUCUGUGGCUCUGGAUCUGUUGCCGGCUUUUGAGAACGGUAUCAACCAGUGUCUGCGAAAGCGGUACACGCAUUUGACCCGUUGGUUCAACACCGUUGUCAAUCAACCAGCCGCCAAGGAGGUUCUUGGAGAGGUCAAAUUCGACACGAGCGUCGGAAAUGAAGAGCCCGAAAAGCCGAAGGGUGGAAAGGGUGCUGGCGCCAAGCCCAAGGCCGAAAAGCCAAAGAAGGAGGCCGCCCCUGCCGCACCAAAGGCUGACAAGAAGAAGAAGGAGGAACCCGAGGAGCUUGACGCUGCUGAUGCGGCUGUUGCUGCUGAGCCUAAGCAGAAAGAUCCUUUCGAGUCGAUGCCAAAGUCUUCCUUUGUCAUGGAUGCCUUCAAGCGCGUCUACUCGAACGAGGACACGGCCACCAAGGCCAUCCCCUACUUCUGGGACAACUUUGAUGCUGAAAAUUGCUCGAUCUGGCGUUGCGAUUAUAAAUACAACGAUGAGCUGACCCUGUCCUUCAUGAGCUGCAAUCUCAUCUCUGGCAUGUACCAACGUUUGGAGAAGCUGAAGAAGAACGCAUUUGCGUCUAUGAUUCUCUUCGGAACCGAUAACAACUCUCAAAUCUCUGGAAUCUGGGUCUGGCGUGGUCAGGACCUGGCAUUCGAGCUGUCCCCGGAUUGGCAGGUCGAUUACGAAUCAUACGACUGGAAGAAGCUUGACCCGAAGGACGAGGCGACAAAGAAGACCGUCAACGAGUAUUGGAUGUGGGAGGGCGACUUCGAGGGCCGCAAAUUCAACCAAGGAAAAAUCUUCAAA